Molecule: messenger RNA, 1420 nt
Organism: Mangifera indica (mango)
Lineage: Eukaryota; Viridiplantae; Streptophyta; Magnoliopsida; Sapindales; Anacardiaceae
Product: malonyl-CoA:anthocyanidin 5-O-glucoside-6''-O-malonyltransferase-like
Exons: 1
Coding region: 14-1411 (465 amino acids)
Source: RefSeq, a predicted model, not a curated record
UUUCUGUAACUCAAUGGCUUCAAAUGACCCAGAAGUGAAGAUAAUUGAGAUAUCCCGAGUUUGCCCAUUUAUCAACUCACCUCAGUCGCCCACCUUCUUCUCUAUUCCUCUCACUUUCUUUGACGCCUUGUGGUUAAAAUUUCCUCCCGUGGAGUCUCUAUUCUUUUAUCAACUCACUGACUCAACUCGUCUUAACUUCAACUCAGAAAUCCUUCCUAAACUCAAGCAUUCACUCUCUCUUACUCUUCUUCACUAUCACCCUCUCGCUGGAAAGCUCACAUGGCAUCCACAUGCUGACGUGCCUAUCAUCUCCUACUCACCCAACGAUGCCGUUUCUCUCCUCGUCGCAGAGUCUAACUUGGACUUUAACCGUCUCUCAGGCGAUGAUAUUCGUGAGUCUCCCGAGUCUCGUCAUUUAAUACCGGAGUUGUUGUCAUCCGACGAGAGCGCAUCAACCAUGGCUCUGCAAAUAACCUUGUUUCCUAAUCAAGGGUUUUGUAUUGGCAUGAGCAUGCACCACGCAGUCGUGGACGGCGUCGCUGCAAUCGCUUUCAAGAAAGCCUGGGCGUAUCUGUGCAGACAACUGGGCAACCAACAUCCUUCUCUGUUGCCAGAGCUUACCCCAUUCUCCGAUCGGACGGUCGUCAAAGACCCAACUGGACUUUGCAAGAAAUGCUUGAAAAAUUGGCUCGAUUUCAAAGUCUCCGAUGAUUCAGAACUCAACCAACGAAGCUUGAAGAUAUUGGAAGAUCUCGUAGUAAUUCAAAACUCAGUUCGAGCCACGUUUAAGCUGAGUGGUGAAGAUAUAAAGAAACUCAAAGAAAAGAUAUUGUUCAAGCUACAACAAAAAAAACCUACAAAACACUUUCAUCUAUCCACUUUUGUAGUUACAUAUGCGUAUAUUUUAGUCUGCCUCGUAAAAUCAAAAUCAGUAGAAGGUAACAAAAAGUUCAGCCUCCUGUUCUUAGUGGAUUAUAGAAACCGUUUGGUCCCUCCACUUCCUGCAAAUUAUUUUGGCAACUGUGUUUUGACCCGUUUCGCGACUUUAGAAGCAAGUAUUUUCAUGGAUGAAGAUGGGGUUGCAAUUAUUUCCGAGAAAAUCAGUAACAUGAUAAGAGAGAUUGACGAGAAAGGGAUUCAUGAAGCUGUAGAAGAGAAUUUAGAAAGCUGGGGCAAUAUGGAAGGAGAAGAAAUAUUUAGUAUUGCUGGGUCGAAUCGAACCAAGUUUUAUGAAAUUGAUUACGGGUGGGGAAAGCCAAAGAAAAUAGAAAUAAUAUCUAUUGAUCGAACAGGAGCAAUAUCCAUGACAGAAAGUGGAGAUGGCAAUGGCGUUGAAAUUGGAACGGUUUUGAGCAGGAAUGAAAUGGAGAUUUUCAAGUCUGUGUUUGUUUCUGGUUUACAGGACGCCUGAAGUCUGCGA